AUGUUGCUGCUGUUUGAAACUCCGGCUGGCUUUGCCCUUUUCAAAGUCUUGGAUGAAGGAAAACUUUCCAAAGUCGAGGACCUUGGGAAGGACUUCUCCACCCCGGACUCUGCCAGACAGGUUGUCAAGCUUAAAGCAUUUUCCAAGUUUGAGAACACGUCCGAGGCUUUAUCUGCUGCCACUUUGUUAAUUGAUAGUAAACCUAGCAAAGGUCUUCGCAAGUUCUUGCGCAGCCAUUGUGAUGGCGACAUCUUAGCUCUUGCGGACUCCAAGCUCGGUAACACAAUUAAAGAGAAGCUGCAAAUAGAAUGUGUACACAACAAUGCUGUCAUGGAACUUAUGAGGGGAGUGAGGAGUCAAUUAUCUGAGCUUAUAUCUGGUCUGGCUGCUCAAGAUUUGGCGCCAAUGAGCCUUGGUUUGUCUCACAGUUUGUCAAGAUACAAAUUGAAAUUCAGUCCAGACAAGACUUACAAUCCAGCAGCCGACGCACUUCUAGGACUAACCGAAUCGCUUUCUAAAGAAGACGAUGGCAAGGGUGAGCUUGAGCAGGCUGUGAUUGAUGUGCCCAUUACGGAUGAGGAGGAAAAGAGCAAGAAACGAAAGAAGAAGGACUCGGGAGAUGGUGAUGGUGCGUUACAGCCCGAAAAUGAAGCUGUCAGGAGGGAGAAAAAGAAGAAGAGAAAGCAAUCCGAGCCAGAAACUGAUGACGGCAGUGUUGAUGCCGGUGAGAAGAAGAAAAAGAAGAGGAAACAUGCAGAGGAAGAAGGUGCAGAGACCCCAAAGAAGAAGGAGAAGAAGAAGAAAAGGCAAGAUUGA
This is a messenger RNA of Striga hermonthica, 816 nucleotides long. Lineage: Eukaryota; Viridiplantae; Streptophyta; Magnoliopsida; Lamiales; Orobanchaceae. The record is from the annotation of a GenBank genome assembly.